This is a messenger RNA of Heterostelium album PN500, 1530 nucleotides long. RefSeq names its product ankyrin repeat domain-containing protein. Gene Ontology annotation, molecular function: protein binding. The coding region runs from base 1 to 1530 and encodes 509 amino acids. The transcript has a single exon. The record is from RefSeq and is a predicted model, not a curated record. NCBI's taxonomy places the organism in Eukaryota, Evosea, Eumycetozoa, Acytosteliales, Acytosteliaceae.
AUGGAUAAACAAAUAUUCUUAAAAAUAUUUAAGAAUAUAUAUUUAUGUAAAUAUAUAUUUAGAUAUGUUAAUGAAGACUAUCUUUAUAGAUUCAGUGUAACAGCUGCACGAUAUAAUAAUUUCAGUAUUUUACAAUGGUUACACAAUAGAAAAGAAAAAAGAGAGGAUGUAUCUUUGAAGAAAGGAAAUGACUGGAUUAAAAGAUACAGAGAAAAGGCAGAGAUCUAUAUCUAUAGUCCAAUGUAUUGGGCUAUCCGCAAUGGUAAUCAACAGAUGCUCACAUGGUUACAUGAGAACCGUACUGAAGCAGUCACUUAUCAUUGUUACAAGAAGUCAUUCAGCCAGGAUAGUGAGAUAUUAAGAUGGUUAUUGGUCAACCGACAGAAAGAUAUUCGUAAGCUCAAUAUAGUCAGUAUAAUGGCUCCACUUUUCGAUGUCAACGAUCACGUCAAUCUAGAAUGGGUGCUGAAAAACAUGGAGUUCACAAUGUCAGAGUUGUCGAGGAUGGAAACCUAUUUGUAUCCAUUUCUAGAGAGUGCCAGUGAAUCGGUUGCAAUCUUCGAACAACACUUGUCAAUGAAAAGACCGACCAGUUUCAACUUGAGCGUGGAGGAGAGACAAGACGUUUUGAGAUUCUUGAAUAAGGGCAGGAGGAACAAGAGUAAAGCAAUGAACAGCGCUGCGACUGAAGGUAAUCUUACAGCGCUGAAAUGGUUGCACCAAAAUAAGAGUGGAUAUCGCACAUCCACUUUGGCUAUGAACGGUGCAGCUGCCAACGGACAUUUCGAUUGUGUGAUUUGGUUGCAUUCCAAUAGGAGUGAAGGUUGCACUUUGAAAUCGAUGAACAAAGCUGCUGGCAACGGCCACUCUGAAAUUGUGAAAUGGUUGCAUUCCAAUAGGACUGAAGGAUGCUCAAGGAUUGCAAUGAACAAAGCUGCAGAGAAUGGGCACCUGGAAAUUUUGAUAUGGCUUCACGAACAUAGGACUGAAGGUUUUUCAGCGAGAGCAAUUAAUGGCGCUUCCUCCAACGGCCAUUUAUCUGUUUUGAAAUGGUUCCAUGAGAAUAUAAAUCAUAACGUAAUGCAAGGUUUCUCUGCAAAGACAAUGGACAAAGCAAUUAGAAACAAUCAUUUUGAAGUUGUCAAAUGGUUACAUGAAAAUAGAACGGAAGGCUGUACAGAGGCUGGAGUUGAACUAGCAGCAAAACUAAAAGACAUGUCUAUAUUAUGGUGGCUCCACAAGAAUAUGGAUAUACCAUUCACCGAAAAAGUCUUGAGAAACGGAAUUAAAUCACAUCAGCGAACAAAGGUAAAAUGGCUCUACGAAAAUAGAAGCGAAUUCCAGACAAUAGAAUCUAUCAAAAUUAUUUUUGAACAUCUUUUCAACAAAGAUUCCAGCAAUAAUGUACAAUGGAUGGUUGAAAAUAUUUCUUUUUCAAAGGAUAGAUUAGAGUCCAUCAAAAAGGAAUUGUUUUCAAAGUAUCCAAACGCAACAAAUUCUAUUAUUGUUUUCGAAAAUUUAUUAAAAUAA